This is a messenger RNA of Effrenium voratum, 2778 nucleotides long. The record is from the annotation of a GenBank genome assembly. Lineage: Eukaryota; Dinophyceae; Suessiales; Symbiodiniaceae.
AUGCGAGCGGCGCCAAUUUUGUCCAUGACCUCGCAAGAUGUGGCCCGCCUCCUUUUGUCCCGUCGGGCCUGCUGGGCCUGCGGCCCCGAUGCGCUUUAUACCCGGAGGAAGGUUAUCGUGAAGACUCUCCAGAUGCAUGGCAUCAAGAACGCCCCUUUGGCAUCAUCGGAGGUGGAGCGCCUGAACAUGUUCAAGGAUCUGCGUUUGCUACAGGAGGAGUGUGCGGGACCACACCCGCAUCGACGAGGUGCUGAACCGCGUGAUCGAGAAGGCUCUGCUCUGCAGCGCGCCGGCGCGAUCAACAUCCCCCGAGACUACUGGACGCAGGUGGUGGAGCUGCCUCUGCCCACGGGCGUAAAGCUGGAGCGCACGGGCUCCUUCUCCGAGGCCAAGUUCCCGGUGAUCUUCAACGGUGCCGGGGUGAUCCUCUCGGGAGGACCGAGCAGUCCGUGGAAGCAGCGGAUCUUGACGCUUGGGCGCGCCUGGUUUUGCUGCAACUACCAGCACAACGACGCCUUCCCGGGAGACCCACCCGAUGCCAUAUGGGGCCUUUGGCUACAACGGAUCCAAGGCGGCCAGGAGGUGAAGUCCAAGGCGGGACGUGGAUCUGGCGCUGGGCAGAGGCUCAACCCCCUCUACACUUUGCGGGGGGGGGUGCGGCAUGGACUACUGCGAAAAGAUGCCAAGCUGAUCCAGGUAGACAUCAACGGUGACCGCAUCGGCCUCACUAAAGUUAGGUGGUAUCGCUUGGUUGGAUGUGAAGCAGCUGCUGCUAAGCAGCUGGCGCCGGGAAGCUGGGAGGGGGGCGGCCGGGCGGAGCGCGCCGGCCUGGUGAAGGAGAAGAAGGCAGCCUGGGGGGACAGUGAAAACUUGGAGAGCCUGGACCCCACGAGCUGGACGACGAGGGCCUGGCGCGCGAUCAUGCGGGUCAUGCCCAAGGAGGCCAUCAUGUCUUCGGACAUCGGCAACAACUGCGCCAUUGGCAACGCCUACCCCACCUUCGCCUCGCCGCGGAAAUACCUGGCCCCGGGCCUCUUCGGGCCCUGCGGCUACGGCUUCCCGGCCAUCUGGGCGCCAAGGUACGACGACAACUUUGUGGGCACUGAGCUCAACAAAGGCGUGGAGUACGCGGAGAUGGCCAAAGCCUGCGGUCUGAAGGGUGUGAAGGUGCAGUCGGUCGAGCAGCUGGAGCGAGCCUUGAGCUCGGCCAUCGAGGGCCAAAUGAAGCGCGGAGAGACGACCCUGGUUGAGGUGCUGCUGAACCAGGAGCUGGGAGAGCCCUUCCGCAGGGACGCCAUGAAGGCUCCGGUGCAGGUCGCCCCCAUCAAUGCCAGCGACAUGGCGGAGAAAGUUCGUGAAGACUCUCCAGAUGAUGGCAUCAAGAACGCCCUUGGCAUCAUCGGUUCUGCCAUGAUGCCGAUCUCGGAGGAGGUGCGGGACCACACCCGCAUCUUCGAGAUCAACAUCCCGCCCGAGACCUACUGGGACGCAGGUGGUGGAGCUGCCUCUGCCACGGGCCGUAAAGCUGGAGCGCACGGGGGGGCGGGCAAGGAGUCGGACCCGCCGCGCCGCGGAGCUCCUCUCCGAGGCCAAGUUCCCGGUGAUCCUCCAACGGUUGCCGGGUAUGAUCCCUCUUCAGGGAGCGGGGUCCGAGCAGUCCGUGAAGUGGCGGAGCGCUUGUGCGCGCCGCGUUUUUGCUGCAAUACCAGCGCAACGGACGCCUUCCCGGGAGACCACCCGCAUUGCUAUAUGGGGGCCUUUGGGUACAACGGAUCAAGGCGGCCAUGGACGGUGAUGUCCAAGGCGGACGUGGUUAAGGCGCUGGGCACGAGGCUCACCCUUCUCCACUUGCCGGUGCUACGGCAUGGAUUAUGGCCGAAAGAUGCCACGCUGAUCCAGGUAGACAUCAACGGUGGACCGCAAUCGGCCCUAACUAGUUCAGUGGACGUCGGCAUUCAGGGCGACGCAGGCUUGGUGGCUGAGCAGCUGCUGCAGCAGCUGGCGCCGGAAGCUGGGAGCGGCCGGGCGGAGCGCGCGGCCCUGGUGAAGGAGAAGAAGGCAGCCUGGGCAGCUGAACUGGAGAGCCUGGACCACGAGCUGGACGACGAGGGCACCACCUGGAACCAGCGCGCGCGCCAGGCAGCGCCAGAUUUCAUGUCUCCGCGCCAGGCCUGGCGCGCGAUCAUGCGGGUCAUGCCCAAGGAGGCCAUCAUGUCUUCGGACAUCGGCAACAACUGCGCCAUUGGCAACGCCUACCCCUCCUUCGCCUCGCCGCGGAAAUACCUGGCCCCGGGCCUCUUCGGGCCCUGCGGCUACGGCUUCCCGGCCAUUCUGGGCGCCAAGGUGGGCAACCCCGACGUGCCCGUGGUGGGCUUCGCUGGGGAUGGCGCCUUCGGCAUCUCCGUGAAUGAAAUCACCGCCUGUGGGCGCGGGGAUUGGCCCCCGGUGACCAUGGUGGUCUUCCGGAACUUCCAGUGGGGCGCGGAGAAGCGCAACACCACGCUCUGGUACGACGACAACUUUGUGGGCACUGAGCUCAACAAAGGCGUGGAGUACGCGGAGAUGGCCAAAGCCUGCGGUCUGAAGGGUGUGAAGGUGCAGUCGGUCGAGCAGCUGGAGCGAGCCUUGAGCUCGGCCAUCGAGGGCCAAAUGAAGCGCGGAGAGACGACCCUGGUUGAGGUGCUGCUGAACCAGGAGCUGGGAGAGCCCUUCCGCAGGGACGCCAUGAAGGCUCCGGUGCAGGUCGCCCCCAUCAAUGCCAGCGACAUGGCGGAGUGA